UCUGAAGCUCUCUAGGCGUGGAGUUGUGCUUGAGAAAGGCGUUGUCGCUGCGGAAUUCUCAUUCGCCAAUUUUUUUGUAGUGCACUUCCUAUCGACGCUUAUCGCCGAGAACACUCGAAGCUCAACAUCCACCUACCACCCUGCUUAACGAACUACGACGACUCGACUUGACGCACCACGCUCUGUGACCGGUCGAAUCGCAGUCACCACCUGCUAGCUGGGCGAAGCUAAUGCUACUGACUCGGCCGCGACACUCGCAAUGCCUGUCACCGACAUGGGCCGCUCGGCGGUUCCUGGCCGCGGCGCGGCUGCAGUGUUAUAGCACUGACGGCCAGUCGAAUCCUCCGAACAUACGACGCGUUGAUUUGUCGCAGACGGGAGAGGGCUCAUUGGGCAGUGGGGCGCAUGGAGAUGGGGUUAUACACAGAGAGGGUGGAAGGGUGCGCGAUGGGGCGCAGAGGCUUUCACGACGGCCACCGCCUAAAUUCCGGAGAAAGGAGGGAGUGCCUGGCGGAGAUGGGAUAGGAGCUGAACUCAAGGAGCUUGGAAGUGCCUUGAGAGAUGCAAGCCUGGUCGAUUCCUCAGCACCCGAUCCCCAGACGACGAAUGGACCUACCCCUACCCCCAAAACCCUACGAGCAAACGAAAAACCGAAUACCAUCCUCGAAGAGCUCUUCCCAGAGUACAAAGAAGCUCUCCCAGCUACAAACGACACCACCCCCAAAUCCUUCACAGACGACCUCCCCAAGCUUGACCCAAGCACCCUCGGCCUCCCCCCAUCCACCUCCUGGAAGCCCCUCAAUACCCCCAAACCCGACCGCCCCUUCCUCCACCCCGACCACCAACCUCCCACCUCCCUUUCUCUCGACCCGCACACCCUCCGCCAACGCCUCGCCGCCACCGUCCUCGUCAUCUCCAGCACCUCCCGCCACCUCGCCCUGAGCGACUUCAUCCGCCUCUCCCCGCGCGGCUUCCACAUCGAAGGCUGGACCUCUGGCAUCCAGCGCGUAAUCCCUGGCCGCGACCCGACGACGCUAGCGCGACAAUCCCACUACUUCGUCCUCUUCUCAACCGCCGCAGCAGCGCAGGCGUAUAAGGACAAUAUCGCGCGACUACAUAAUCUGAGCCGCAAAUGGACGCCGACGUGCGCGACGAGUCGGAUGGCGCCGGUGCCGGGGGUGCUAGUGGAUGGGGAGGAUGUGGCUGCGCUCGUGAGCGCGUUUACCAUUGUGCCGAGCAGCCAGAAGUUGUUAUUUAGUAAGGUGGUGAAGAAACCGUAUCGGCCGGCGGUGGCGCGGAUGAUCGAGACGGGGGGGUAUCAUCCACUUAUUACGCCGGAGGCGGGUCGGCAGGGGGGGAAUCUGGUGUUGGUGGGCUUGGAUCGGGGGAAGAUGAAUGCGUUCGAGCUUGGGCUGGCGAUUGGGUUGGAUGGGAAGGAGAGAAAUUUGCAGUGGAGGCUGGAGGGGGGAAAGGAGGAUAUUGUGUUAUUAGGGUCGAAGAGCGAUCCUAAGGUUGCGCAACGGGAGGAAGAGGGGGAUGAGGAGGAGGGAUGGGAUAAUGAGGGUGGGGAGAGGCAGCGGGAGCAGAAGAAGGGAAAGGGGUUCAGGGGACCGCCGAGGUUUAUUGUCAAGUUCAAGGAUAGUGCUGAGGCGCGACGGUUUGUGCGCGCGUGGCAUUCACAGAUACUGGAAGGGGAGGCGCUGGAGCGUCUUGCAAAGGCGGGAGUGGGAGAGCAGGCCCAGGUCAGCGCGGAGGUGCUGUGGUAGGGUGGAUGCGUGGAAGCUAUUGUAUAUAUGUAUUGAUAGGAGGAGUGUAUAUGUAAAAAGGCAUAAGGUC
Pseudogymnoascus destructans is the source of this 1836-nucleotide messenger RNA. RefSeq lists its product as uncharacterized. The record is from RefSeq and is a predicted model, not a curated record. The coding region runs from base 231 to 1766 and encodes 511 amino acids. NCBI's taxonomy places the organism in Eukaryota, Fungi, Ascomycota, Leotiomycetes, Thelebolales, Thelebolaceae. The transcript has a single exon.